This is a messenger RNA of Kazachstania africana CBS 2517, 879 nucleotides long. It is a transcript of the gene BAG7, whose product is annotated as GTPase-activating protein BAG7. Lineage: Eukaryota; Fungi; Ascomycota; Saccharomycetes; Saccharomycetales; Saccharomycetaceae. Gene Ontology annotation, molecular function: GTPase activator activity. Gene Ontology annotation, biological process: activation of GTPase activity; regulation of fungal-type cell wall organization; signal transduction. The transcript has a single exon. Gene Ontology annotation, cellular component: cell cortex. Bases 1 to 879 code for a protein of 292 amino acids. The record is from RefSeq and is a predicted model, not a curated record.
AUGUUUGAUAUGGUUAGUAACUCAGGGAAAACCAAUAUAACUGAAAUUGCUUCCAUGUCAUCUAUUGAUGCAAAUGAAAAUAAUAAGGAUGAGUUUAUUAAGAAGGCUAUAAGUUGGAAUUUGGUCAAGAAUUUUAAACUAAUGAAUAGUCAUGAAGCAAAUGGUAGUAAGAUAUUCCAUGUUACGCUAUCUGAGUCUUUGAGAGCUGCAAAUAUUGAUAUACUGUUGGCAGAUGGAAACGUUUUUGGAAAGGUACCGCUCUUGGUCGCUAAAACCGGUGUAAUAAUUAAAGAGACAGGAUUGAAAGUUAGAGGUAUAUUCAGAUUAUCUGGUAGUAAAAAAAGAGUAGAUUAUUUGAAGGAAAGUAUAUUUAGUAGAAAACCACAUUUUGGUUCAAAUUUUGACUGUUAUAAUCCCAAGAACGAAUUCAAAUUCAAAAUACAUGAUUUAGCAACUAUAUUCAAAUAUUAUUUGAAUAAUUUAAAUGAACCGGUAAUACCGUACACUUAUUAUGAAAUGUUCAAGAUCCCUCUACUGAAUAAUACUCACCUUUCAGAGACGUUAAAAGCUAAUAAAGAAUACACUGACAGUGUGGAAUCAAAAGAAACGAUCAAUACCAUGGUUUACGAAUAUUUGAGACUGAUAAAUUUACUACCGACAGAAAAUCGAACACUUCUACUCUAUCUAUUGGAUAUUUUAAGACUUGUUUCGAAAAAUGAUAACGUGAAUUCAAUGAACUCUAAAAACUUGUCAAUUAUCUUUCAACCAUCUGUCAUUACAAUUUCAAAGGACGUCAAUUUUGAAUCUGAAAAUAUUGUUGCAAGAUAUGUACUAGAGUUCCUUAUCAACCAUUUUGACAACCUAAUAUGUAAUAUGUAA